Chaetomium fimeti is the source of this 333-nucleotide messenger RNA. RefSeq lists its product as uncharacterized. Bases 1 to 333 code for a protein of 110 amino acids. The record is from RefSeq and is a predicted model, not a curated record. The transcript has a single exon. NCBI's taxonomy places the organism in Eukaryota, Fungi, Ascomycota, Sordariomycetes, Sordariales, Chaetomiaceae.
AUGUCCGACUCCGGCAACCCCUUCAACGCCAAAACCAACAAGAACCUCAACACCACGCAGAGCAACGACGGCAACAUCCAGUCUACCGUCACAGGCGCCGCCAAGGGUGCCACCUCCAUCUUGGGAAACACCGUCGGAGGGCUGACGAGCACGGCGGGUGGCAUCGUGGGUGCUGCGACGCGCGGGGUCGGCGAGACGGUCAACAGCGCCACGGGCCAGACCGGCAAGCCCGUGGGCGAUGCCGUGACCAACAUCGGGGCCGGCGUGGAGAGUGGUGCGUGGGAGACGGCUGAGGGAGUGAAGAGAGCGGGUGAGUGGAAGGGGGCUUCUUAG